This is a messenger RNA of Laetiporus sulphureus 93-53, 352 nucleotides long. Its product is annotated as Tom7-domain-containing protein. Gene Ontology annotation, cellular component: mitochondrial outer membrane; mitochondrial outer membrane translocase complex. The transcript has 5 exons. NCBI's taxonomy places the organism in Eukaryota, Fungi, Basidiomycota, Agaricomycetes, Polyporales, Laetiporaceae. Gene Ontology annotation, biological process: protein import into mitochondrial matrix; protein insertion into mitochondrial outer membrane. Bases 1 to 156 code for a protein of 51 amino acids. The record is from RefSeq and is a predicted model, not a curated record.
AUGCCUUCGGAAGAGACAAAGGAGAGAGUCAUGAAGGCGGUCGAGUUUGGACGCGUCGUCCUCCACUACGGCUGGAUCCCCUUCAUCAUCUACGUUGGCUACACCCGUAGCAACCCUCAGCCGUCGCUGAUAAAGUUGAUCAGUCCUCUCGCAUGAUUCAUGUACUACCCUGUAUAUAAUUCCUGCCUGCUAGCAUUCGUUUCUCCAGAAGGACGCUUCCUCGUGUGAUAUCGUGACGCUGUUCUGUACAAGGAACGUGCUCGAGGGGCCUCUUGAUAAUUACAGUAAGGAUACAAGCAGAACAGCGAUGAAGCUAUAAAUUACAAGUUUAAAUUACAAGUAUAUUCCUCGU